AUGGCAUACAAUCUUCAAUCUCUCAUCACCAUCCUACAACAAAUCCUUCAUCCUGAGCAAACCCACUGGACUUUUGAUCACCACAAACCACAGCUUGAAUCACUACUCGAAAAAGCAGAAUCUCUGAUACAGAUUCUUGAAAACUCUUCACCCUCCCAAAUAGCAAGUUUGGAGAGCCAAAUCAGAGAUACAGUGUAUAAAGCAGAGGAUAUUAUUGAAUCACAGAUGGUUCAUCAAAUGCUCUCCAACCCAGACAGCAACAGCUUGACCUUUUCCACACCAGAUCUGCAGCAAGUAACUCAAGAGCUUGAUUCUGCAGAGGUUUUCAUGGAGGAAAAGAGGCUGACUUCAUCAGAUUUGCAGCAAGCAACUCAAGAACUAGAAACUAGGAAGCUCGUGGAAGAAUUGGAGGAAAAGAGUGCCUCUUCCUCGAGAUCUAAGAUUAAUUUGGUGGAAGUUUAUGCAGAUCUGUUGGAGUUGAAGGAUCGUCUCACAAAUAUGGAGAAGAAGGUGAAGAUCAUACCCCUCGUUUGUAUGGGUGGUAUAGGUAAGUCCACCCUUGCUCGAAAACUUUAUGACGAUGCAUAUAUUGUUUCUCACUUCAAAUAUCGUGGGUGGGCUGCUAUUUUGCAAGUUCCAAAUGUGCGGGAAAUUAUGUUGAGUCUUCUUCGUGGCCCGAAUGAAAAGGUCAGCAAUGAACUGAUUGGAUGCGAAGAGAAUGAGUUGAAAGAAAUAUUGUAUAAGAGCACGGGAGCCUGGGAUGAGAUAAGGAUGUAUUUCCCAGACAAUAAUAAUGGGAGUAGGAUUGUGAUCACUAGUAGGGAUUCAGAAGUGGCGGAACAUGUUGCAGGCUCGAAGAGUCUGCAUCACAUGCAGUUGCUAAACAAGUUUGCAAGUCAGGAUUUACUUUGCAAGAUUGUGUUUGGGGAACACGAUUGCCCUAACGAAUUACAAGAGGUGGCAGCUAAGAUUGGGAGUGAUUGCAGUGGGCUUCCUCUUGCCAUUCAUGUGAUUGGAGGGCUCUUGUCAAAGGUUGAAAGGUUGCUCACAGCAAUUGAAACUGAGGAAGGAUACAAGAUAAGAUUUGUUCUUGAGAAGCUGCAGACGAUUUACUAUGUUCAGAUAACUCCUUCACUAAUUAGCAGUGGUUUCUUUGAGAUAAUCCCAAAUGUCAUAAAGGUAGGAAUCUAUUACAUCGACACACCCGACAUUGAUUUUGAUCUUAGCCAUCUUCACAAACUCAAAAAUUUAGCAUGUGAAUCUGAGUUGAAUGAAAAUGGUAGUCAUUUUCUGAACAAACUCAGAUUUCCACAUAGUAGUAGAAAGUUAACAAUAACAGCAUGUGUACUAUCUCGGAGUUUCUUGACAACUCUAUGUGGACUACCUAAUCUGGAAGUGCUCAACAUAAACAGCGGUGUAUUUGAAAGAGACGGAGAGGCAGAGGAAGAAGAGUGGGAGGCGGUAGAAGGAGAUAAAAUCCGCUCGCUGCAGUUUCUGGGCCUCUAUUCCUCAAAUAUAGUGCGAUGGAGAGCCAACGGGACCAACUUCCCUAAACUCCGGGAGCUGUAUGUAAACAGAUGCAAUGAGCUAGAGGAAAUCCCCAGUGACAUUGGAGAUAUCCCAACUCUCGGAAGAAAUUUACAUAGAUGA
Salvia hispanica is the source of this 1650-nucleotide messenger RNA. The record is from RefSeq and is a predicted model, not a curated record. Lineage: Eukaryota; Viridiplantae; Streptophyta; Magnoliopsida; Lamiales; Lamiaceae.